UCGACGAAGCCUUACACGUCAUUACUGGCGUGAGACUCACGAUCCAGCGGACAAUAAAAGAACAAUAAGGAGAGUGCUGGGUGUAGGACCAUCCAAUUAGCGGUUCAUUAGCGGGUGUCGGCGUGUGUGAGGGCCCCAACGCAGCCAUCAUAUCCAGUAACUCCAACAUAGUGUGAUAGAUUACUCUCUCUCUCUCCCUUCUCUCCUGGGCCACCCCUCCACUAUCCUGGGCCACCCCUCCAUCAUCGUGGGCCACCCCCUCCAUCACCCUCGCCACAAACACCCAUGGUUUUAGCCUCCCUCAAGAGAUACGUUUUAUCUGGUCCCGACUCCCCUUUGAUGUCAUGCUUCCAGUUCUUCUACAAAGAACUCGGCGCUGAAAAGAUAUUCCAGUCGAGCUCGCUAGUGUGUAAAGUUUCUUAAUAUUUGCCUUGGUCAAUUGGAUUGAUGCGAGGCCUGAUAACAGCGCCAAAAUCGCCGCCUGAGACCUCCUUCCCGCCACUGUCACGAGCCACGCCCGCCUUUUAAUUUCCCUGGGUGCGAUUGGUGCUCACGCGAGCGGUUAACGGAUGAAGGGGAAUGAUUGGCCGAGGGGCUGGGCUGGUGAAGUUCACCAGCCACUCAGAGGUAGGUAGGCGGAGCCUGGCCAGUCAAAAGUGAUUUAUGGUGAGUGAUGAUCCAUGGAUGUUCACUUGGUGUGUGCUUGUUGUUGCGGUCGCCACGUGUUGUGCUGGUGGAGCCUCCUCCGCCCAGUGUGUGUUUACCGCCUGAGGAGUGGACCUUGCGGACGCUUGGUUGAUCUUGUGGUGUGUUCAGUUGAACAAAGUGGCGUCAGGAGGCGGUAAAAUGGUGGAGACGGGAGGCGUCCGCUCCUCAGGCUCUUCGCCAGUGUCUUCGGCGCUGCCGCCGUUGCCGCCGCCAGGACUGCCGCUUGCGGGCACGGCGGUUUCAGUGGCGGAGCAUCUAGGCCCCUCGUCCUUGCCCUGCCUGGCCCCGCUGCCGCACUACCCAUACCCAGCCUACCUCCACCAUCUGAGUCAGUACAUGGGCACUGCCGACCCCCUCAAGCAGUACCUGGCCUCCAGCGACCCCCUCAAGCAUUACCUCACCUCCGAGCACCUCAAGUACCUCCUUCCGGAACACAUGCGCCUCUACCUGGGCCACGACCCCCUCAAGUCGUACGCUUCCGUCGACCCGCUCAAGGUCCCGCUACACAUGUCGGACCCCCUGAAGAACUACGCGUCGGCAUCGGAACAGCUUCGAUGCCUGGCGUCGGGGGAAGCGACGGACGGCGGCGUACUGCAGCCGGCUUCGCGGGCACCUUCAUCAGUGUUUACCAUAGAGAGCCUCCUGGCACCCAGGACUUCAGGGGCUGCCCCAAGGCUGCCCCAUACACACUUCCCUACCCUCCCUCGCUCACACUACGACCUCCUGGGGCCCAGCCAGUACCCGGGACUGUAUUCAGCCUCCCUCUUCGGCGGUUCCGGCGCCGGUGGCAAGAGAAAGCGGAGACACCGAACUAUCUUCACUGAAGAGCAGCUGGAGGAACUGGAGAGGACCUUCGCCAAGACUCACUACCCUGACGUCCUCCUCAGAGAGCAGCUCGCCCUCAAGGUCGACCUCAAGGAGGAGAGAGUUGAGGUGUGGUUCAAGAACCGGCGAGCCAAGUGGCGGAAGCAGAAGAGAGAGGAACAGGAGCGGCUGAGACGCCUUCGUGACGACACCAGCAGCUCCCACGACCCUUCCCACGACGACACCCGCGAUCCCGACCUCAGCAGCGACGACGACGUCACCGCCGCCGCCGCCGCCGACAACCUCAGCUCUUCGGAGGGGCAGACGACGCCGGGGAAAUCAUCGGCGGUGGCGUCGGGCGGCGGGGACAGCGGCGGCGGCGGGGACACCGCUGCUGCUGGAGUCCCCACCCUGACUUUCUUCUCCCCAGCCAAGAUGGCGGCCGCCGAAGCGGAUGCUCAACGCGCUGAUGGUGACUUAUCUUCGCCCCACCGCCUUACCCACGCCUGCCACCAGGACCCCACUGCCGCCGCCACGCACGCCCUCAGUGGCACUCUCGAUGCCACGCCCUCGCUGGCACACCACGCUUUCCUUAUGGCCGCUGAGGACCUCCAUGCUGCCAAGCGCAGACGAAUCUCCACUGAAUGUUCUGAGAUUGAGCUGACGUAAGGUUGCAAGACUGCCAAAUAUGUCCGACUUAUUCUGUUAAGACCAUCCAUCUCCGCCAAAUAUGUCCCAUAUAUUCGGUCAAAACUCUCCAUCCUUUCCGUCAGAAUACCUCAUUUGGUCCUCUAGAGCUUAUCUUAGACCUUACCCACUCGUUCAAAGACCUACCCAAUCAGUCAAGACCUCUCUCCAGCUUGACCA
This is a messenger RNA of Cherax quadricarinatus, 2379 nucleotides long. RefSeq lists its product as uncharacterized. Gene Ontology annotation, biological process: regulation of transcription by RNA polymerase II. The record is from RefSeq and is a predicted model, not a curated record. Gene Ontology annotation, molecular function: RNA polymerase II transcription regulatory region sequence-specific DNA binding; DNA-binding transcription factor activity, RNA polymerase II-specific. Lineage: Eukaryota; Metazoa; Arthropoda; Malacostraca; Decapoda; Parastacidae.